Molecule: messenger RNA, 1857 nt
Organism: Macroventuria anomochaeta
Lineage: Eukaryota; Fungi; Ascomycota; Dothideomycetes; Pleosporales; Didymellaceae
Exons: 1
Coding region: 151-1683 (510 amino acids)
Source: RefSeq, a predicted model, not a curated record
UAAAAAGUCCCUCAAUGUCGCUUUCCUGAAAGGAGAUAUCUUCAGACAAAUUCCCAGCAAGUGGCAACAUGCGACUCUUGAUUCAAUCACACAAUCGCUGGACCAUUGAGUGAGUUCGUGCACCUUUUCAAGUACUCCCUCGCAGCAAUAAUGGUGACUGACAUAUGCAGACUCACAUCGACCAAGCAUCAUACGGUCGAAUGUUCAACACAACAUCGUGAACCCACAUUCGUUUCGCACACUUCCAAAACACAGUCAAUCACUCGACCAUCCGAUAGCAAAAUAUCUGCAACUCCAUUAGAUACGGAACCUUUUGUUUCUGAACAGAGGAUUGACGCUGGACCUUCUCCAGCUCUUUCACGUCACAAAAGCAUUCGCCAGCGUUUAGGUCGCUUCUUCCUCCACUUCACUCGAGCGCAUCCGGAACCUUUCCCGAACGCAUACGAAUAUCGUCACAGCGAAGACGCAUCAGAACUACCUGCUGGAGGAACACCAAUCGAAGGCUCAGCUACCGUUCAAGAGAUGCCUGCACCAUUUGCCAACCAAGGUACUUUCGAGCUGGAACAACCACAAUUGUACGACAUCUGCAGUUAUUCACACACAAUGAACUCUGCGUGCGAUGGAAAUUCGACCAAUUUUCACCAGAGCUACUGCAAACCGACUUGUAUGGAUGAGCUCGCCAUGUUCCGCGGUCCUUUACAAGUUGCGACUCCCAAACAUCUUCCCCGUCUCGCGGUUCCGGGAUCGAUGCAUUCUUUACCUGCUAUGAUCGCCGAUCAAUCUCCAAAUUCGGCAUCGUCUAUAUCACCAAACACACCAGUGGGUCACUUCAACAACGGGAUACAGCCAUAUUGGAAUCUGCAGCCGGCUACACCUACAAUAUCGCCAUGCGAAGUAACCAGUACGUUGCCGUGGUACGAUCGCCCCAGCUCUCGGCAUUAUCACACACAGCGCAACUUUGAAUCACCCAUGACGCCGAGUUCUGCAGGUUCCUUCAACGUCGCGACUCCUCUCUCGGCACAUCCAUCAUCAGCUCACGCACCGUUUGGUGCUUGGCCGGAGCCUGGGCCUGAGUACUUACGAUCGGCGUUUCCUCAGCGGUGCCAACCUAUGAAUUACGAGUCGAACACACAUUCAACGCCGAAUCUUCAUCAGAGCACGUGGAUGGCUGACGUGGACCCGCGUCAAUACCGUCAUCAUAAUCAACCCAUAGAGGUUCGAAACCAAGCCACAGUUUCCGACAUGAUCCUGAGCCCAGGACCUCAGUGCAACCCACCGAAUUACGGUGUCCCAUCCGCGAAGGAGAAGUCGUUAUACAGUGAAUCGCAGCUCCUUCCUGCUAUCGACAGUCACGACACAACCACACGUAUAUGCCACAGAAGCGACUAUGCGCCACCAGCAUACACUUCUAUUACUGCAUACCCCUCACAAUAUCCACCAGCCACAUGCCAGCACUGUGGUAAGAGCUAUACAGGAAAGUUUGCGAAAGGAAACUUGAAGAGGCAUGUGCAGCAGAUCCACCAAUCAUUCAUGGACAGAGCGAUCCACUUGUGCAGAAUUUGUAUGAAGACGUACAACCGUGCAGACGCUUUAAGGAAGCAUCAAUGGAAGAAGCACAGGCAAGAAGAUGCGAGACCGAACAAGAGGAGAAAACAGAAAGCUGGGUUGGAGCUCAAGGCGUAAUUCCCAUUUCUAUGUUUGCUUGUAUAUUAUGAUACCUAGCCCAAAUGGCAUAUGAACAAGUUUCGAAACAACUCAAUUUCCAACAAUGUCUAAUUCGACCUGUUCACAGAAUUGCUGCGUGAUUUCCGUUCGUACAAGCCAUCGAUUUGCGAAAUAAAUCUGUGGGGCAAGAUC